CGCGAAUUGAAAAAUAAAUUGUGGGAGAGAAUCAGGUACGGUACCGCAUUCCUGGUCUACCACGCCACCCUAUUCCUAAAGUUGCCCUUCAGAUACAGAUUCCAUCGUUUUUUCUUCGAUAAAAGACUGCCAUUUCCGUUUCUUCUUCUGUCUGUUUCUCUCUCAUUUUCCCCUCUUUAACAAUGGCGGACCAGCUCACCGACGAUCAGAUCGCUGAAUUCAAGGAAGCCUUCAGUCUCUUUGAUAAGGACGGAGAUGGCUGCAUUACUACCAAGGAGCUGGGAACGGUUAUGCGGUCAUUGGGGCAGAACCCGACCGAGGCUGAGCUUCAGGAUAUGAUCAAUGAAGUUGAUGCUGAUGGGAACGGGACAAUUGACUUUCCAGAGUUCCUUAAUCUCAUGGCUCGUAAGAUGAAGGACACAGAUUCAGAAGAGGAGCUGAAGGAAGCUUUCCGGGUGUUUGACAAGGACCAGAACGGGUUCAUCUCUGCUGCUGAGCUUCGCCAUGUCAUGACAAACCUUGGCGAGAAGCUUACUGACGAGGAGGUUGAUGAGAUGAUUCGUGAGGCUGAUGUUGAUGGGGAUGGUCAGAUCAACUAUGAGGAGUUUGUCAAGGUCAUGAUGGCCAAGUGAGAAUUUGAUCAAACUCUCACUCAGUCUUUAGGCCUAUAAAAGAAAGAAUGAAAACCAGGGCAGAUAAGUUUGAGAUUUCAAAUUUCUUUGUUAGGAUUGUCUUCUUUUUUUUGGUGCUCUGCAUAUUUUUCUUUGUUUCAUAAUGCUACUUACUCUUUAGUUAUGUUUGCUGUGUUCCUUGUUUUUUGUAGUUGUGGUUGUUAGUGACUUCUGGUAGUAUAAGCCUGCCUGCCAUUGGAGAACUUGCUUGUUUUUCUUCCCUUAGUGACAUUUUUUGUCAUUAAUCUAAAUUCUACUCAUACCCACAUUUUCUUUCUAAUAUCAUGUGAUUUACUUUUGAGAAA
Cuscuta europaea is the source of this 976-nucleotide messenger RNA. NCBI's taxonomy places the organism in Eukaryota, Viridiplantae, Streptophyta, Magnoliopsida, Solanales, Convolvulaceae. The record is from the annotation of a GenBank genome assembly.